Syzygium oleosum is the source of this 1502-nucleotide messenger RNA. RefSeq lists its product as uncharacterized. The record is from RefSeq and is a predicted model, not a curated record. The transcript is spliced from 2 exons. Lineage: Eukaryota; Viridiplantae; Streptophyta; Magnoliopsida; Myrtales; Myrtaceae. The coding region runs from base 77 to 955 and encodes 292 amino acids.
UCAACAAUGGCCGCUCUCUCUCUCCACAUCUAAAUGCAGCUCUCUCUUUCUCUCUCUAAAGCAAAACCCAUCAACAAUGGCCUUCCCUCUUCACUGCCCUCCGCUCUCUCCUCCUCCUCCCAAGACCUCCUUCGCCGCCGCCGCCGCCGCCGCCGCCGCCGCCUCCUCCUCCUCCCCGAACCACCCCUGUCCCCGUCUCUCCUCCCUGGCUCCCCCUCCCCACCACCGGCGGCGCCGGCGGAAGCCGGGCUCCCUCCGGUGCAGGGCCUCCUCCUCCUCCUCCCCGGAGCACCGCCGCGCCGGCCCCGCGCCCUCCUCCGACGCCGCCGAGCUCCCGCUCUUCCCCCUCCCCCUCGUCCUCUUCCCCGGCGCCGUCCUGCCCCUCCAGAUCUUCGAGUUCCGCUACCGGGUGAUGAUGCACACGCUCCUCCAGACCGACCUCCGCUUCGGGGUCGUGUACGCCGACGCCGCCUCCGGCACGGCGGACGUCGGGUGCGUCGGCGAGGUCGUCAAGCACGAGCGCCUCGCCGACGACCGGUUCUUCCUCAUCUGCAAGGGGCAGGAGCGGUUCCGGGUCACCGGCGUCGUCCGCACGAAGCCCUACCUGGUGGCGCGGGUCGAUUGGCUCGAGGACAGGCCGUCCAGCGACGGAGGCGACGACGUCGAGUCGCUGGCGGGCGAAGUGGAGGCGUACAUGAAGGACGUGAUCAGGCUGUCGAAUCGGUUGAAUGGGAAGGGAGAGAAGGAAGCGCAGGACCUCAGGAAGAAUCAGUUCCCAACGCCCUUCUCGUUCUUCGUCGGAAGCACGUUCGAGGGCGCGCCACGGGAGCAGCAGGCGUUGCUCGAAUUGGAGGACACGGCGGCGAGGCUGAGGAGGGAGAAGGAGACGUUGAGGAACACGCUCAACUACUUGACCGCCGCCUCUGCGGUGAAGGAUGUGUUCCCUUCGUCGUGAUCGAUUCCAGAGGUUGGUUCUGGUUUAGCUUUACAACAUAACUUCGCGAGGAGAUUGUGGUGGGAUUCUGGCAAUGUUGUAUCGAUCAUCGUUGUCACCAUCGGACAGUUUGUCUACGAUCAAACUCCUUGUUCAAAGUAAGGGAUGGGGAUCCAAGAAAACGGACCGUCCUUUAUUCGGUAGUCCUACUCUGGACCAACAAAAUAAGCACAAGCGGAAGUUCAAGUUCAGAGAAGUGCAGGCCAUUUAAGCAAAUCAUAGAGCUUCUCCGAUCUCAAGCGGGUUCUUAAGUGGCGGCAGAUCGCCUUUCUGAAUCCGGAUUAUUGCUGCUAAUGAGUAAUGUCGUCAAACAUGAUCUGUGUAUGACGAGAGCUCCCGGUGUACAUGUUUCUUUUCUGCAUCAUAGUUGAAUUCUUCCAAGAGCUGAACUUUGCCGUGUCGAGGUGAUUAAAUCUGUUUAUCUUCGGUUGUCAGCAUACACAUUCAUCGGCCACCCUGCGGAUCCACUGUUUCUGCCAGUCAUAAUAUGAUCUAUUCAUGGUUACUA